AUGUCUCCAGCCCUGGCCGGGGCCCGCUCCUCAGCUCCGCGGUCCCGGCGCCCGCCGCCCCUGGCCGAAGAAGCCAGUACCCGCCCGCCGCCGCCUCUUCUGCCAGCGCCGCGGCGUCUCUCUAGCGCUCCAAGCUGCGUCCCCAUCCCCGCCCCCACCUCAGCUGUGGUUCCUCCGACGAGUCAGGUGACGGCGGCGGACAAACCCGGACGAGCCUCCCGGAGCGCCUCGCGGCCCCCUCCCAGCUACUCACACACACCGCCCCCCGGGGCCGCGAGCUUAAAGACGUGGGGGCGCCACGCGCAAGCAUCCUCAGCAAGCGGGAGGGGAGAAGAAGGAGGCGGAGAGGAGGGGAGGCCAACACCCACCCAGUCAGCCGCCCUCCGCCUGUGCCCGGCCGCCCCUCCGCCGCUGGCUCCGCACUCCGCACGCACUGGGAGCGCGCACCCGGCACACCUGUCCGCGGACUGCAAGGGGCGCCCUGGGCGGCGGGGGCGUUGGCCAAGCCGGGCAAGUGGGCUUCUCGGGUUCUACUCGGUGAAGGCCAAGGCAAGGGCGUCGUCGUGCGCUGCCUGGCGAAGCCCAGCCCCUUCUCCCCCACACUGCCGCGGACACGCCCGCCUGCCAAAGGCGACCGAGGCCCAGAUGAACAGGGCGAUCUUACAUGUCAGAUCCUACCGGCCAGCCGCGACCGUUACCUGUGCGUCCUUAGCUGCUCAGGCUCCUCCGCUUGUCUCAGUUACCUGGGAUUCCGGGUGGGCAGGAUUUCUCUCCUCAAGUAUUCCUGGGAAUCCUUAGAGAAUGCUACCACAUCCCUCUAACCCAUCGUGGUGGCCAAUCUGCCAUACAGAACUCUCCAAGUCACCUUUGACCAUUUCUAAGUGAGAACUGACACUGUUCACAAUGCACUGUUUUGUUCCUGAUAUAGAUAGAUCCUUUCUCUUAAGCUUUCCAAAUCUCAGCAAGGUGAGGGACAAUGAUGCUUUACCAUUUCAGAGAUGAACUCUGGUACCUCAGUGAUUUACCAUGGACAUUUGAAUCCAGUAUUGGGGUUGUAGCCUAGCUUUGUGCAGACUCCCAUGUGUCUGGACGCCAGUACACUACUCCAGCCAAGGAGAAAUCUCUGUGUUCCUUAACUUCAAGACCCCUAUUUCUUUGGUCCCAUAUUUCAGAAAUGCCCCAAGGACCAGGCCCACCAAUUCUUACUCUACCUAGACUAAUAUUGAAAAUAGGUACCUGGUAUUUUAGCAGAAGUAACCAGGCAUGGGUUGACAGUCAAGGCUUAAAUAAUGCAAUCAUAGUAGGUGAAAAAUGUACUUCCCAAGUUUUUGGAUAAUUCAAUCUUAAUAUGGAGGCCACUGACAUUCUCUUUGUAUCUGUAUUUUGGGGAAACAGUUCUCUAACUCUACAAAGAUAUAGUCUGCCUAAAAAUGCAGCCAUUUAUAUUACUACAUUCAAAUUGUGGAGACUUCACAAUUUUCUCCAGGAACAAUGGUAGGUACUUUUAUGUAAUUAAAAGUUCCAUCCUGGUGAAUUUCCCAGAACAAAGGGAAUUUGUUCUAAAACGUAGUUGAUAUUUCCAACUCUGGGAAUUGAAACAUUUAGCAACCACAAAUGGCAGUUCCUUUUCUAAAAGUAAUUUUUAAAAGUAAUUCUUAAUUCUUCCCCAAAAAUCCACACAAAGUUAUAGUUAAUAUUUGCCAUGAAUUCAGGUUAAUAUGGGGAAACAUAGAACAAAGAUGAGAUAUUCACAUGCAUUUCUUUUUAAAAGCUGUAACUCAGAGAAAUACAUUGGCGUUUCCAAAUGUAUAUCAUUGUUUUUUUCUGGAGAAAAGUUCUAGUGUAGGCCCUCUUUCUAUUUUCAUAACAGCAUUGACACAUAUUUCUUCCAACAGAAUUAUGUUCUAAUUCAAAUAAUUUAUGAAAAUAUACAUCUUAAGCUACAGAGGUGAUUGGAGCAAUUAGCUGGAAAUGAAAUACAUGAAAAAUUAAUAGUGAUUUUAUAACAUUUUAAGCAUGAAGGUUUUUUACUUACACAAAUAGUACCUAUUUAUUGUCUUCAAAAAUUGUGAGAUACAGGAAGGUAUAAAUAAGAAAAAUACUUACCAAUAAUCUUACUAUCUGAAGACAAUCAAUUGUUAUUUUGCUGCCUUUCCUUAGUGUA
Molecule: messenger RNA, 2164 nt
Organism: Sapajus apella (tufted capuchin)
Lineage: Eukaryota; Metazoa; Chordata; Mammalia; Primates; Cebidae
Product: proline-rich receptor-like protein kinase PERK9
Exons: 2
Coding region: 1-798 (265 amino acids)
Source: RefSeq, a predicted model, not a curated record